AGACAAAAGCCGAGCGACGCUCCAAAUAAAAGUUUAGUAGGCGCUACGUAAACAAACUCUGCGGUUUGUCUUCAUCUAGGGGGCACCGAACGACCGGUUCUUCGAUCUAUUAACCAGCUGUGUGCAUAAUGGCGCCCAAUCUUGAAGAGGAUGUGGCCUGGAAGGUAUCGGGAAUAUCGAGGACCUAUCCGAGUUACCGCCAGCAUGUACCCAUUACAAGUGAAAGCUGGCUAGAGGGCAAACAUGCAGAUGACGAGGCCGAAGGUCUUUGGCGCAUUUACGAUAAGCUCUAUGACUUAAGCGACUUUGCUGCUCGCCAUCCGGGCGGUGCCUCUUGGAUUGAGUGCACCCGGGGCACGGAUAUCACGGAACCCUUCGAAUCUCAUCAUAUUGAAGAGCGAGCUCGGGAAAUGCUGACCAAAUUCGAAGUGCGUCAGGCCUCGAAGCCUAGGAACUAUAAGUUCACCCUCAAAGAAAAUGGUUUUUACAUGACGCUAAAGCGGAGGGUACGGGAAAAACUACGAAAAAUCGAGUACUCCCCAACUAAGAAAACUGAGUUUCUUCACUUGGGUAUCCUAGUUUCUGUCUUCAUCUUCAGCUGGGUAGGCACAGUCCUGGACUCUUUGGUCUUUCAGGGUCUUGCUGGUUUGGCUCUUUGCUGGGUGGCCACCUCCACACACAAUUACUUCCAUCAGCGGGAUAAUUGGAGGAUGUAUACCUUUAAUCUAACCUUAAUGAACUUCCGGAGUUGGCGCAUUUCUCACGCCCUAUCACACCAUGUUUAUGCGAAUUCGCUGCAUGAUCUGGAAAUGUCUAUGUUUGAGCCAUUCCUGUGCUGGAUUCCCGAUCGUCAUUAUGCAAAUAAAAUGCAACGAUGGAUCUCUGUGGUUAUAUCACCAGUGGUGUAUGUAGUACUGUUUCAGGGACAGUUUCUCCUGCGGUUGGCUCUCUCCCUGACUAAAAGCAACCUUUUGCACUGGGAUGAUCUCAUAGGUUUUACACUACCAAUCUUUUUAUAUUUCUCCACUGGCGUUGGUCUGCUUGCCACUCUUGCUAGCUGGCAAAUAAUUGUAGCCGUGGGGAGCUUUAUUUUUGGACUUGUGGGCCUCACAGCAGCCCAUCAUGAUCCUCGAAUUCUACACGAUGGAGACACCCAACGUAAGGACAUUGAUUGGGGUCUGUAUCAGGUGGAUACGAUCAUAGAUCGUGGAGAUAUCAAGUGGUCAGAUCUCUUAGUGCUCACCCACUUUGGAGAGCACGCCCUGCACCAUCUAUUUCCCACACUCGAUCAUGGAGUGCUCAAGCAACUCUAUCCUGAGUUAAGGAAAACUAUGAAAGAGUUUGAUGUGGAACUUAGGGAGAUCAAUCAUUGGGGUCACAUCAAGGGACAAAAUCAGCAAUUGCUGAGGAUCAAAAAGAAUCCUCUACCACCGGGUAGUAAAAAGCUGAAGUAGAAUGGAAUUGUGUUAACUAUGAAAACUAUGGUAUAUGGGGGGGAAAAUGU
Messenger RNA from Drosophila suzukii, 1504 nucleotides. Its product is annotated as cytochrome b5-related protein. Gene Ontology annotation, biological process: lipid metabolic process. The record is from RefSeq and is a predicted model, not a curated record. Lineage: Eukaryota; Metazoa; Arthropoda; Insecta; Diptera; Drosophilidae.